Messenger RNA from Cygnus atratus (black swan), 6285 nucleotides. RefSeq names its product LIM domain 7 (gene LMO7). Gene Ontology annotation, molecular function: actin binding. The record is from RefSeq and is a predicted model, not a curated record. Bases 96 to 5573 code for a protein of 1825 amino acids. The transcript is spliced from 34 exons. Gene Ontology annotation, biological process: actomyosin structure organization; regulation of signaling; regulation of cell adhesion. NCBI's taxonomy places the organism in Eukaryota, Metazoa, Chordata, Aves, Anseriformes, Anatidae.
GAGAAAAGGAGGGAGGAGACGGGGACGGGAGCGUUAAAAGGAGGCAGCUGAAUGACAGCGGCCGCUGCCGGCCGAGGACCGAGCACUGCCCGGCUAUGGAGAGCCGAGAGGACGCCGAGUGCGAGGCGGCGUUCGCCGAGGCGCGGAGGUGGCUGGAGACAGUUACUGGGAAAAGCUUUGAAACCAAAGACUUUCGAGCAGCUCUAGAAAAUGGAGUCCUGUUGUGCGAUUUGAUUAACAAGAUCAAACCUGGCAUUGUUAAGAAGAUCAAUCGUCUGUCAACUCCAAUAGCUGGCUUGGAUAAUAUAAAUGUUUUUCUGAAAGCUUGCGAAAAUAUUGGACUGAAAGAAGCUCAGCUUUUUCAUCCAGGAGAUCUUCAGGAUUUGUCCAAUCGAGUUACAGUCAAACCAGAGGAGACCAACAGAAGAGUGAAAAAUGUUUUGAUUACAUUAUACUGGCUUGGGAGAAAAGCACGAAGUAACCCUCAUUAUAAUGGUCCAUACCUCAAUCUUAAAGCAUUUGAGAAGUUAUUAGGGCAAGCAUUGACCAAGGCACUUGAAGAGUCUAGCCACCUGAACAGAAGUGGCAGGGAUAGUGGGUACGGUGAUAUUUGGUACGUGGACCGGGGAGAGCCCUUUCCACCUUCAGCUAGCCAUAAAAGAGACGAUUCCUUCGAUAGCUUGGACUCUCUUGGCUCAAGAUCCUCCACAAGCUUUUCAUCAGACAUAACCUUGAAAGGUGGCAGUGAAGGUUGUGAUAGUGACACAGACUCAGAAUUGCCUUUCAAAAUGCGUGACUCCCAUAAAGAUGACAGGUCUUACCGAAGGAUUUCUGUGAUUGAACCAAAACCUACUACUGACUUCAAUCGCUUCUUACCCAACAAAAACAAGCAGCCAACGUAUAUGCCAGCGCCCUUAAGGAAGAAAAGGACAGAGAAGAAUGAGGACAAUAGGAGGAGCUGGGCAAGUCCUGUCUACACAGAGUCAGAUGGAACAUUUUCAAGUGGACAUGAAAGGAAUCCCGUAGCUUCCUGCCAAAAUAGCAGAGCAGAGUGUGGGCUCACAAAUCCAGCUUCCCUCCAGAUGGUCUAUGAGUAUGACAGUGGCUCUGAUUCAGAAGAUGAAAGAAGGCUGCCCGACGUGGUUAUGGAUGACUUAGCAAAACGUAGAUUUCUAGUCAAAAAGAGCCCUGUAAGCUCUGCUGCACCUGGACAUCAUUUCAUGUUGCGCAAUGACUCUUCUAAAUCUUGCUCACAAGAAAAUGAUCCAGCUGGUCCACUAGCUGCAAUGCUUGAACCACUGAGUAACCAGGGGAGGCAGAGGCAGUUGGAUACUAAAGUGGAAAACAAACCAAGAGUUAACAUUUCUUCAGAAUUAUCUGGGUAUUUUGAUGAGGACGAGGAAGAAGAAAUAGGCAUCCCAAACAUCGAAAAAGAUGAUCUCUAUUUUCGCAAGCUAAAUUCUUCAGCGUCAAAUACAGUGGUUGCUUUUGACAAAUUUCUUCCUAAGUUUUGGACUCCAGAAGAAGAAUUACUAUGGAAAAAAAUCAGGAAAUCCUCUUUCAAACCCUGGUAUAAAGAGAUUCAAGGGUUCAGUAGAAAGAAAUCAGAUUCUGAGGAUGAGAGAUAUGCUUAUAAACAAAGCUCUGCAAUUGUUGCUAAUCAACCAAGACCAAGUUUCGAAUGGACCAGCAGUUGCAGAAGGGAUCAAAGCUAUAAGCCAACUGCUGAGUAUGUGGGAAGCUCGUUGACACAGAUUACAGAAGGAAAAAUCUUGGAGGCUUCUGACCAGCCCAGUCAGUUUUCGUUACUUCAGGCCCUGCAAAAAUACUCUGACUACUUGUCUUCUGAAACGAAGACCAAAAUUGAUCCUACUUCUGGCCCUAGGCUCAUAAAAUGUAGAAAGAAUAUUUCCUUUAUACCAGGAUGUGACCAAGGAGACAAUGAAAAUCUAUAUCUGUAUCCAGAUUUAGAAAAUGAUGACUUGUUUGUUCGCAAAACUGGGGCUUUCCAUAUGAAUCAAGUUGUUCUCCAAGACCCCCAGUAUUUUAAAAAAUUCUCUGAGCAAGAGCCUCUUAUAGAGGGUGAAAUAAUUCUGCAGCCUAGAGAAGGCCAAACUGUUAUUCCAGACUUGGAAAAGGAUGACAUGAUUUUUCGUAAAAUCCUCUCUCAGAAAAAAGAGGUGCCUUUAUCAGGUGCUCCAGACAAGUACCACCCUGCACUCUUUCCUGAUCCUUGGAGUCUUCCUGAGGAAAUACGGUCCAAAUUUCUAUGUUUACUUGAAAAGAGUGCAACACCAGAGGACAGAAAGAGCAAUGGUAGAGUGUUGUCACCGUCUUCCCGACAUAAGAAGGACGACAUGCUGACACGCAAGAUUGAAUCUUGGAAAGUGGGAAGCAACGCACAGCCAGUAAAUUUUAUCCCAGGUCCAUGCAGUGAAGAAGACUGGAAGAAGUGGGAAGCAAUCAGAGAGGCCAGCAAAGUUAGACACAAGAAGCGUCAGAUGGUGGAGAGACUGUUUCAAAAGCUUUCUGAUGAGCAAGGGAGUAAAUCUUUGAAUGAUGUCAGUGCAGAGGAGCUACAGUCGUUGCGCAAAAUCCGUUAUGAAGAACUGCAAAGGAUAAAAGAACAGCUGCAAGAACAAGAUCUGAAGUGGCAAGAAGAUCUAGCAAAAUGGAAGAAUCGUAGAAAGAGCUUCACUUCAGAAUUGCAAAAGAAAAAGGAAGAAAGAGAAGAAAUAGAAAGGAGAGCCUCUGAGGUUUCUGAUAGGAGCAGCAAGUCACUGAAAGAAAUGCAGCAGGAAAGGGAGGAUAGAGAUCAAGACUCCUACAGGCAGAGAAAAUAUGAACACAGAUGGACAUAUUCACUGAACGAUGAUGUGUUUACUGAAGAAAAAGAACCUUCUACACGGUCAGUGGUGAAAGAUUACCUUUUGGAAGAUGAAACCUCCUACAGCACUAAAGACAGCAAAAGCCUGUCUGCUGCUCAAAGGAGCAAGGAUCGUCUGCCAAAGCAGGAGAGUUCUGCCACACGUGAAGCUCCUGCUCCCUCAAAGAGCCUGGCAGAAGAGCGGAGCUCAUCUCUUUUGUCUACGCUCUACUCAGUGAAUGCUCAAACUGGGUCAGCUCAGGUUUCAGCUUCUCUCCCUAGAAGUUACCAGAAAACCGAUACCUCCAGGUUAACAUCUGUGGUUACACCAAGACCUUUUGGUGUCCACUCAAGAGGAAUCUCCUCACUUCCACGGUCGCUCACGAUGGAUGAUACCCAGAAAUACAAUGGAGAAGUGGAAAAAGCUAAAAGAACUCAAACUUUAUUAACUAGCAGUUCAUUUUCACUACCAGACUCUUCAUACUCUCUCUCUACCAGUGUACUUGGAAGCAGAGGUGAGGAGGAGGAGGAAAAAGGUGUUAAGACAACACCUACUUGUAGUUUGACAUUACCUGUAAAACCCCAAGACCAAGAUGCCAGAAGCAGUAUUCUUAAACCAGAAUAUUGUUCUCCUCCUGAUUCUGUUUCACUUGCAUCUUCUGCAGAAAAUGUGAGUCUGCCAGAGCAUGAGGAUUCAAAAUCCCUGGAACAGUACAGUGAAUUGAGAAUCAAUAUAAACCAGAGACCUGGCCACAGUCGCAACUUUGGGUUUACAACAAAUUGGACUUCAUCAGGGGCCUUUGUACAAACAGUUGAAGAAGGUAGCCCUGCAGAACUUUGUCAGCUGCAUGUAGGUGAUGAGAUCAUUGCUAUCAAUGGCACAAAGGUUUCACAUAUGGACUAUAGUCAGUGGGAAGAAGCCAUCAACAGAGCACUAGAAACUGGAAACCUGGUCAUGGAUGUUAGACGAUAUGGAAAGAAUGGUGCAUCUGAAAAUAAAUGGAUUGAUGCAACCUCCGGAGAACGUGUUUCGAACGUUUCUACCAUAUCAUCAAAAAGAGAAUUCUCCAGCAGCUUUCAAAGUUCUGGUACAGAAACAAAGUUGAUAAAUGGAAUGCAAGGAGACCUUGGAUCUAAUGAACAAAGAGCAUCCGAACCAAUUUCUUUGAAAAACUUAAAAAGACGGUCACAAUUUUUUGAACAAGGAGGCCCGGAGCCUGCACUGCCUGAUCUCCCAGUCCCAUCCAUUAGUGCUUCAAGUCGUCGGGUUUGGGAUCAAGAGGAAGAACGAAAACGACAGGAAAAAUGGCAAAAGGAGCAGGAUCGUUUACUGCAGGAGAAAUACAAACGAGAACAAGAAAAACUGAGGGAAGAAUGGCUGCGAGCUAAGCAAGAAGCCGAAAGAGAGAACUCCAAAUAUUUGGAUGAGGAGCAGACCGUUCUAACCUUAAACACGCUCUCUGUCUCUGCACGGGCUCCAUCUGUGUCCAGCUGGGGGGCAAGCCCUGAAGCAAGUACUCCUGAGGAGCCAGAAGAUGUAGGAAACGAGCUGGCAGCACACUUGCUGGGCAAGGAAGAAGAGAGGAGACAUCAGAAGGAAUGGAGUGUCCAGGAAGAAGCAGCACUGCGUUUUGAGCAAGAAAGGGAACUUGAAGAACUAGAGCUUGAAAGACAGCGUAAAGAGAGGGAACAGCAGUAUGUGGAGGAGCAGAGGCGGCGGGCGGAGAUGGAGGAGCAGAGGCGGCGGGCAGAAAGGCCGAAGGAAGUGUCGGUGGAGACAUCUCAGUACCAAAGACAUUAUGAGCAUUAUGAAGGAUCUAAAACAAUAGAGGACCGACCUGGCCAUCCUCUCAUUGAGAGGCAUUAUGAACGUUAUGAAACUUCCAAAACCAUUGAGGAGCAUCCUGGUCAGUCAUUGUCUGACAGGAAUAAAUCCAAGUCAACUUCAGAAUUGAAUGAAUUCACUGCAAACAGAAAUGGUACUCAGGGCAAGCAUUUGGAGAGGUCUUGGAACACGGGUGACCUGCAGAAGGGAUCUCAGAAGGAGCACAGUCUGUCUGCGGCAGAGUUAGAGAGACAACAAAUCCUUCAGGAAAUGAGAAAGAGAACAUCUCUACACACGGACAGCAGUUGGAUUAGGCAGCGCAGUGCCAGUGUACAUAAGGAGCCUAUUAGUCUGUACGGCAAUAGUAUGAGGAGAGGGGAGUCUCUGGACAACCUUGAUUCUCCAAGAACAAGUUCAUGGAGACACCAUUCGUGGUUAAACCAGUCUGCCUCCACUUCAUCUCUGUCCUCUAGUCAAGAUCUCAGUCGCCCAGUGUCCACUUCAAACCGAGCCUACAUGUGCACUCCUUCCUCUGCCAAAGCACCUCCUGUGGCCUCCUCUGUGAGGGCCCCAUCUGUGUCCCAGCCAGCCCCCCGGGUUCAGUCUCCCAUCUCUGCUUCCCAGACAGGGUCGCAGACACGCAGCAGGUCAGUCAGUGGGAAGAAAAUCUGUUCAUACUGUAAUAACGUUCUGGGCAAAGGAGCAGCCAUGAUCAUUGAGUCUCUUGGUCUUUGUUAUCAUUUACAUUGCUUUAAGUGUGUUGCCUGUGGAUGUGACCUUGGGGGAUCCCGCUCUGGAGCUGAAGUCAGGAUCCGAAACAACAAACUCUUCUGCAACGACUGCUAUAUCAGAUUUAAAACUGGACAACCAACCUCCAUGUGAAGCAAACCUAGAUACGAAACCACAGUUGCAGAUAAAAGAAGAGGUGAUUGCUGCUGAUGUAGAUCUAUAAAUAUAUAUAUUGUGUGUAUGUGUGUUUUUUCUAAGAGUAACUCUUUUGCUUGUCUAGUCUUCAUAGCAAUGCAUUAUAUUCCUCAUACAACUGUAUUUUUAUUUAUGAUAAAGUAAUUGCAGUAAGGAAAUAUCUGGGGAAGAUGCUUUUACUUUUACAGCUUCAAGUACUGAGAGCACAAGGGAGAAUAUUUUCAAUAAUAACUUCAAAAUAUUUUUGAGGCUUAUAAUCAACUAGUUGACUUUCCAAUGGUAUAUGAAGAGGGUUUUUUGUUUCUAAGCUCUCAAAAUGAGCAUUAGAGAAAUAGUUAAUAUAAAUAUAUAUUUGCAGUUGCUGUCUUUAUUUUUGACAUAUACUGAGAGUGAAUUCUCUAGGUUAAUACGAAGCUGCGUUUAAAUGCACACAAAUAUGUUCGCUUUCCAUAUGCUGGUUUCUAAAAUUGUGCUUUUUGAAACUUCAAUACAAAGAAUAAUCUGUUUGCUCAGUGGUGAUGGCAUAAUAUUCUGUGGAAUCCAUUUAAUGGAAAGAGUUCUCUUUUCCUAUUUGAAAAAUGUAACUAUCUUUUUUUCCUGCACAAACUAGAUGGAGAAUGGUUAUUGAAUUACAGUAUAUUUGUAAAUAAAAUUUCUGAUGUUGCAUUUA